GUCGGUGUUAUAUUGCUGCUGGUAGGCCUACUGUACAUUGAUGAUGGAUGGCAAUUAAUCAAGAGGUAGAUUGGAAGUGUUCAAGUCCAUGCUUCCAGAAUCCAUCCUUGAACCCUUUGGAAGCUCUCCGAACGACAACGCCCAAGACCCCGCAAGAUAGUCAACAUACAAAACGGACUAUUUCACAUUCCUACAUCUCAUCGAAAGCAGAAAAAAGAAACUAUUAUAUCUAAUCUACUUAAUCCUUUAAUACAUCGCCUACUUUGAAUUGUCAAGUUCCCCCGUCCAUUUCGCGCUCAUGGCAUCGGAAAUCCCUGACGACACCAGCACAACCGCACCCGCAGCAGAAGAAUCCUCCCUAAACCGUUUCCCACGAGAUCCUUCUGAAUUCGACAGUGACCCCCGGAUUUCAUUUUCGAAGCUUGAUAAUAAGUUUAUCUUGGAGACGGAGGAUGGGCAGGAAUACGAAUAUGAUACCGCGUUGAAGAGGUGGAUUCUUUCAGUCGAUGAUGAUUUACUGCAGCAACAGCAGGAAGCGUAUAAAGUUGCCGGUGUAGAUGAGCAGGAGGAAAGCAAACAGCAGCUGAAGAGGAAGCGGAAGUCCAAGGAUAUUGCACAAAAACCCAAGAAGCCUCGAGUCAACACUGCGGUUUUCGUCACCUCCAUUCCUCUCGAUGCUACGUUCGACGAGAUCCGAGACGUCUUCUCCAAAUGCGGCGUCAUCGCCGAGGAGAUAGAUAGCGGUCGACCGCGGAUCAAGAUGUACACGGACGAGAAGGGUCUGUUCAAGGGCGAGGCCCUCGUCGUGUACUUCCGGCCGGAAUCUGUCAACCUUGCCAUACAGAUGUUAGACGAGUCCAACUUCAGAAUAGGAGUCAUAGGGCCACAUGGACCUAUGAGGGUUCAACCAGCAGAUUUCUCCUUCAAAAGUCAACAAGAGGCGCCGGCGCAGAUCACCGCAAGGGAGAAACAAAGGAUCAUUCGGAGGACACAGAAGUUAAACAAUAAGCUGGCCGACUGGGAUGAUACAGAUCCAUCCUCGUUACCGGAGACGAACUCGAGAUUUGAGAAGGUCGUAAUACUAAAGCAUAUGUUUACUCUGGCGGAGCUGGAGGAGGACCCAGCUGCGAUUCUUGAUAUUAAGGAAGAUAUCCGCGAUGAAUGUUCGAAGUUGGGAGAAGUCACAAACGUUGUGCUAUAUGACAAAGAAUCUGAAGGGGUCGUGAGCGUACGAUUUACAGAUCCGGAAGCUGCAAGGCAGUGUGUGAGGGUUAUGGACGGUCGUUACUUCGCCGGCACCCGAGUAGAAGCCUACAUCUUCGACGGCAGCGAGCGAUUCAAAAAGAGCAACGAAAAGCGAGCGGCUCUUGAGGAUAUGGCCGAGCGAGGCAUUGAGGCCGAAGACCAGGAGGAGAGGGAUCGACUGGACGAGUUUGGGACCUGGCUGGAAAGCUCUCAUGUUGUGGAAAAUGCAGCAAAAUAAGCCCUGGAGCUUUCUUGGAAUUGACUAGUCAUGGUAGACGACCAUCCGUAGAAGUCACUGAAGCGGGGAGCUGGAGUUGGGCAUCAAGCUUGGGGUGUUGUACAAUGGCGAUUCAAGACCAUUUGUCCUAUGCAUCCACGGAUCUCGUAGUUGUCUACUCUACUUAGCUCCUUUUAUGGUCUGACCCAGCGGAAAGUUGUCCCUGCGCGGGAAGAACCGUUUCCUGGCCCGUGCUGCUGUUGUUGUUCUCCAAACCCGCACAAAACGACGCCGCCCAACGCCUCCUCACCGCUCUUGCUCCGUCCCAUCCCAACUCUCUUUCCCCCUUCUUUUCCCUCACCCC
Molecule: messenger RNA, 1826 nt
Organism: Monascus purpureus
Lineage: Eukaryota; Fungi; Ascomycota; Eurotiomycetes; Eurotiales; Aspergillaceae
Source: the annotation of a GenBank genome assembly